AGCUCUUAGGGAAGAUGGCUGAUGUAAGCCUGAAGGAAGUGGCACUAAUAGUUGGUGUGGUGGCAGCCUGCUACUGGAACAGUCUAUUCUGCGGCUUUGUUUUUGAUGAUGUUUCAGCAAUUUUGGACAACAAAGAUUUACAUCCUUCUACUCCAUUAAAAAAUCUGUUUCAGAAUGACUUCUGGGGGACUCCAAUGUCUGAGGAAAGGAGUCAUAAAUCUUACCGGCCACUCACAGUUCUCACGUUUCGUUUAAACUACCUGUUCAGCGAGUUGAAUGCAGUUUCUUACCACUUCCUAAAUCUCAUCUUUCAUGGGGUGGUUUGUGUAGUCUUCCUCAAGGUCUGUAAGCUUUUUCUGGACAACAGGAGUAGCGUUGUUGCAUCCUUGCUCUUUGCAGUGCACCCAAUACAUACUGAAGCGGUAACUGGAGUUGUGGGCAGAGCAGAACUUCUAUCAUCCAUCUUUUUUCUAGCUGCCUUUUUAUCAUAUACUAAAUCUAAAGGGCCAGAUAAUACCAUAGUGUGGACUCCAAUUGCAGUGACUGUGUUUCUAGUAGCUGUUGCAACACUGUGUAAAGAGCAAGGAAUAACAGUGGUGGGGAUAUGCUGUGUGUAUGAAGUAUUUAUUGCGCAAGGGUAUACCUUGCCAGUGCUGUUGGACACAGCUGUGCAGAUUCUUCGAGGGAAGGGCAGUAUUCCUUUUUCCAUGCUCCAAACACUGUUGAAGCUCAUAGUACUAAUGUUCAGUACACUGCUUCUUGUUGUUGUCAGAGUCCAGGUUAUCCAGUCUCAACUUCCAGUGUUUACAAGGUUUGAUAACCCAGCUGCUGUAAGUCCAUCUCCAGCAAGGCAGCUGACUUUCAACUACCUCCUCCCUGUAAAUGCUUGGCUUCUUCUCAACCCCUCAGAGUUAUGCUGUGACUGGACAAUGGGAACUAUUCCACUCGUGGAAUCUUUGUUAGAUGUUAGAAAUGUUGCCACCCUUACAUUCUUUUGCUUUCUGGGAUCUUUGGUUGUCUUCAGUCUCCGAUAUCCUGGGGAUUCCUCCAAGACCGUACUGAUGGCACUCUGCUUAAUAGUGCUACCCUUCAUUCCUGCAUCAAACCUCUUUUUUCCUGUUGGAUUUGUAGUAGCAGAACGUGUGUUAUAUGUUCCUAGCAUGGGAUUCUGCAUUUUAGUAGCACACGGAUGGAAGAAAUUAUCAAAUAAAAGUGUACUAAGAAAAAUUUCUUGGGUUUGUUUGGCUGUGGUACUAUUCACGCACGCCUUAAAAACACUGCACAGAAACUGGGACUGGGAAUCAGAAUACACAUUGUUUAUGUCAGCUUUAAAGGUGAAUAAGAACAAUGCAAAACUAUGGAACAAUGUGGGGCAUGCCUUAGAAAAUGAGAAGAAUUUUGAAAGAGCUUUGCAAUUCUUCAUACAAGCCACCCAAGUGCAACCAGAUGAUAUUGGUGCCCACAUGAAUGUAGGAAGAACUUACAAAAACUUAAACAAAACUAAAGAAGCCGAAGAAUAUAUGAUUGCUAAAUCAUUGAUGCCACAGAUUAUUCCAGGUAAAAAGUAUGCAGCAAGAGUUGCUCCUAACCACCUGAAUGUUUAUAUUAAUCUUGCAAACUUAAUUAGAGCAAAUGAAUCUCGCCUUGAAGAAGCAGAUCAAUUAUAUCGACAAGCAAUUAGUAUGAGGCCAGAUUUCAAGCAGGCUUACAUCAGCAGGGGAGAAUUACUUUUAAAAAUGAACAAGCCUCUGAAAGCUAAGGAAGCAUACCUUAGAGCUCUAGAACUAGACAGAACCAAUGCAGACCUAUGGUACAACUUGGCAAUUGUUUACAUUGAACUGAAAGAUCCAACAGAAGCCCUGAAGAAUUUUAACCGAGCACUAGAACUCAACCCAACACAUAAACUGGCAUUGUUCAACUCAGCCCUGCUAAUGCAGGAAUCUGGUGAUGCUCGGCUUAGACCUGAAGCUAAACAAAGACUGUUAAAUUAUGUGAAAGAAGAACCACAGGACGCAAAUGGCUACUUCAAUUUGGGUAUGCUGGCAAUGGAUGAAAAAGAUGUGGAGGCAGAGGCAUGGAUGAAGAAAGCCAUAAGGUUACAGCCAAACUUCCGAAGUGCUUUGUUCAAUUUGGCGUUGCUUUAUUCUCAGACAUCAAAAGAAUUGAUGGCUUUGCCUGUUCUGGAAGACCUACUGAAAUACUAUCCUGAUCAUACCAAAGGUCUCAUUUUGAAAGGAGAUAUCCUUAUGAACCAAAAGAAGGAUAUAGUUGGAGCAAAAAAGUGCUUUGAAAAAAUUUUGGAACUGGAUCCCAACAAUGUACAAGGAAAACAUAAUCUUUGUGUAGUUUACUUUGAAGAACGAGACUUAAUAAAAGCAGAAAAAUGUUUGGUUGAAACUCUAGCUCUGGCACCUCAUGAGGAGUAUAUUCAACGUCAUCUGAACAUAGUUAGAAGUAAAAUUGCAUCACUUAGUAUUACAGAACAGUCAUCGCUUCUGGCAGAUGGGACUGCAACUACUGCUGCAGAAGAAAAAAAAACAUUUCAGAAUUUGAAAGAAGUAAAAAAUGAGCAGAAAACCUCCCAAACAACAGCUGAUAACAAUAAAGGGCAAUCAAAAAAUAAGAAACGAACAGAGAAAAACAGUAUGGAAAAAGAGACUCCCAAAAAAUCUUCAAAAGAAAUCAAAGAUAUUGAGAAAAAGAGAGUUGCUGCUUUGAAAAGACUAGAAGAGAUUGAACGUAUAUUAAAUGGUGAAUAGUCUUUAUUAUGUCACAAAAGAGUAAGGGAGGAGUACUAUUUUUAGUUGUUUAAUGUGAUCCAACUGGAAGAUGGUUUCAGUGCUUUUGGAAAUAGAAAAAAUGUUGACUGCAUAUCAUUUGGCAAGCAGUGAAAGUCAUUACAAUGCUUUUUGUGCGAACUACAAAUUUAAAUAUGAUGUGGGGUAUGGAUGGGGAUUGAAGGGUAAUGGGUUGAGAAUAAUCUUAAAUGCAGAAUCUUAAUUGAGAAAAUAGUACCCAAAAAUCAUUGUAAGUCAGGGAUAUUCAGGAAGGCUACUUUCAAGGAAUCCGUGAAAAAAAAUAGUGGUGAACUGAUAGGAUAAGCCGGACACUGCUGCUUUUCCACAUAAAAAUCUGUUUGGGUUAACAUUUUCUACAUUUCCAUUUUACACAUCAACAGUUUAAAUCUUUCUAGACCUUUGUUUGCUCUACGUGGAAAAGCAUUUUUCUUUGUGUUAUUUGUUUAGAGAGCUUAUCAAAGUCAGUAAAAUGCCACUGGUUGUACUAUGUAUGUGUUAGACCAUAGGAUGAUGCAGCAGCACUAAAACUUUCAAUUGUGUUCUAAAUAAGGAAUGAUAUAAUAACCUUUUAAUUGUUCUUUACUUACAGUGCUAAUGGUUUGUACUGUUUUACUGAAUAGAAAUCUUAUGGUGCUCGUAAGAUCUUUAGUCUAUGCUUUACUUUUAAAGAAAACGUGUUUUUUUUUUCUUCAACUAUCAAACAUCUGGUUGUUUUUAAAAGUAUAUAUGGCGGAAAGAAACAGAAAACAAAAAACACCUUUUUUCACUCUUUCCCCAGUUCAUUGAAUGCUGACAAAUGCACUUUUGGUACAGCAACCAAUAUGCUAUGCAGUAGUCCUUGUCAACUUUGUAUGGAUGACUGUGGAUUGACUCUGUUGUGUGGGAAAUUCUUCUUUGUUUAUAGUAAAUCGACUUUAUUGUUGGAACACUAUUUUAAGUCUCAUGACUUUUCACAACAUUGAUUUAAGCAAUGAUUGCUUAGAACAAUGUGAUAAUAAUUAAGCCACUGAAUUUAGCAAUGUUUAACACAAGGAAAUGUGGAUAGUGUGCUUCCAAAGACUAAGUUCUUUUGUUUCGAUACUUUGUCAUGGGUGUGUGGUUUUUAUUAAAUAUUUAUUUUGACUACUAAAAUAUUCCCAUUUACACUUUUCCACUAAUGCAGAAUUUUUAUUUCCUACAUGAAAUUUUUUUUUUUUUGUAAUUUCAGUGUUGCUUUUAGCCUUGUGCAAUGCAUAUAUUUUUGUUUGAAUAUAUUACCUAUUACUGAAGUAUGAUGCCUCCCUUAAUUAUGAAAAAGAAGAGAAGAGCUGGGUGGAGAAAGAAGUAUAAGAGAUGGGUUCCUUAACAACUUAAUCAUUAAAUCUAACUCUUACUCUC
Cygnus olor (mute swan) is the source of this 4175-nucleotide messenger RNA. It is a transcript of the gene TMTC3, whose product is annotated as transmembrane O-mannosyltransferase targeting cadherins 3. Gene Ontology annotation, biological process: protein O-linked glycosylation via mannose. The record is from RefSeq and is a predicted model, not a curated record. Gene Ontology annotation, cellular component: endoplasmic reticulum. NCBI's taxonomy places the organism in Eukaryota, Metazoa, Chordata, Aves, Anseriformes, Anatidae. Gene Ontology annotation, molecular function: mannosyltransferase activity; protein binding.